GUGAAAGCACUCAAGCAGCCAUGAACGCCGUCGUUCCCAAAUCCUUACAGGAGAUCAAAGCGGCGCUCUUUCAAGGCUUCGAGUCCUUCAACCACCUCAAGCACAUCCACGCUCGGCUUCUCCGUUCCGGCUUGCACCAAAACAACUAUCUUCUCAACCAACUACUCAAACUUACUCUCAACACUUUCCACAACCCAAGCUACGCGAACCUCCUUUUCACCCAAACCCAACACCCCAACAUCUUUCUAUGGAACACUGUGAUUCGGGGUUUCAUAACCAACGAUUGCUUUGAUCAGGCUAUUGGCGUUUUCAAUUCGAUGCGUGAAAUGGGCGGCUGUUUGCCCAACCAGUUCACUUUCCCCUUUCUUCUGAAAUCUUGCGCCAGGCUUUCGGAUUAUGAGCAAGGAGUUAAGGCCCACAGCCUUGUAGUGAAGCUGGGGUUUGAUUAUGAUGUGUUUGUGAAUACCGGAUUGGUUUGUUUCUACGCGAAAUGCGGACUUUUAGAGGACGCCCACAAGGUGUUCGAUGAUCUAUCUGAAAGGAAUGUGGUUUCCUGGACUGCGAUAAUGAGUGCGUAUAUUGAGUUUGGGAGGUUCAGGGAAGCAGUUGAUUUGUUUCAUAGGUCGUUGGGGAUGGGUUUGGUGCCUGACAGUUUCAUCCUUGUUCGGGUAUUGUCUGCGUGUGGUCAUUUGGGGGAUAUGGGUGCUGGUGAGUGGAUACAUAGGUAUGUGGCUGAGACUGGAGUAGGAAGGAAUGUGUUUGUGAGUACAUCUUUGGUAGACAUGUACUCAAAAUGUGGGAACAUGGAGAAAGCUCGCCAUGUGUUUGAUGAGAUGUCUGAGAAAGAUAUUGUUUCGUGGAGUGCUAUGAUUCAGGGAUACGCAGCAAAUGGGCUUCCCAAGGAGGCAUUGAAUCUAUUUUACGGAAUGCAAAGAGAGAACCUUUCUCCAGAUUGUUAUUCAAUGGUUGGUGUACUUUCAGCAUGUGGGAGAUUGGGAGCUUUAAAUGUGGGUGAGUGGGCUAGUAGCCUGAUGGACAGGAAAGAAUUUCACUUCAAUCCUGUUUUAGGCACUGCACUCAUUGAUAUGUAUGCAAAAUGUGGGCAAAUGGUUUUGGCUUGGGAGGUGUUUAAAGAAAUGAAGGUGAAAGAUCGUGUUGUUUGGAACUCUGUCAUGUCCGGCCUUGCUAUGCACGGUCACGUUAGAUCUGCAUUUGCGUGCUUUGGCCAAUUAGAGAAACAUGGGAUUAAUCCCGAUGCGAACACCUUCAUGGCUCUCCUUUGUGCUUGUACUCAUGCUGGUCUUGUUAACGAUGGGCGCCAAUAUUUUGACAGCAUGACUCGCUUGUAUUUCUUGAAUCCGGACAUUCAGCACUAUGGAUGCAUGGUCGAUCUCCUUGGUCGCGCUGGCAGGUUAGAGGAAGCUCAUUCGUUGAUAAAAGGUAUGGCGAUGGAGCCUAAUGCCAUUAUUUGGGGGGCUCUAUUAGGUGGAUGUCGUUUACAUCGUGACACCAAGUUAGCUGAACAUGUAUUAAAGCAGUUGAUUGAGUUAGAACCUUGGAAUUCAGGAAACUAUGUUCUUCUGUCAAAUAUUUACUCUGCUGAUCAUAAAUGGGAUGAUUCAGAGAAGAUCAGAUCAGCUAUGAAUGAAAGAAAAAUUCAGAAGAUACCUGCAUAUAGUUGGAUAGAAGUUGAUGGAAAAGUUCAUGAGUUUCUUGUGGGAGAUAAAUAUCAUCCAAUGUCAGAUAAGAUCCAUGCUAAACUCAGUGAAUUGAACAAAAAGUUAAGGGAAGUAGGGUAUGUUCCAAAAACAGAAUAUGUGCUCUUUGACAUUGAAGAGGAGGAAAAGGAGCAUUUUGUGGGCUGCCAUAGUGAGAAGCUAGCAGUUGCAUUUGGUUUAAUCAGCACUAAACCGAAUGAUGUGAUCCGAGUAAUUAAAAAUCUUCGCAUUUGUGGCGAUUGCCAUACCGCCAUCAAGCUCAUCUCAAAGAUCACGGGUAGGGAAAUUAUUGUGCGAGAUACUAACCGUUUCCAUUGUUUUAUUGAUGGGUCAUGUUCAUGUAGAGAUUAUUGGUAAGAGUUCUAUACAUAUCUUAUUGAGUGUCAAUCACAUAUUAGAAGAGGGGUGUUCAUGCAGAGAUUAUUGGUAAGAGUUCUAUACAUAUCUUAUUGAGUGUCAAUCACAUAUUAGAAGAGGAUGGCAUCAAAAUUAGAACCAAUUUUCUCAAUAUGUGCUCUUGAUUAGCAUAUUCAGGUCAUUAUGCAUGCUGUUUUUGGUGCAAAUAUCUUGAAAUGUAUGAAAGAAGCCGGAGCCAUAGUAUUAAUGGGCUUACUAUGGAGACUGGAAUGAUGAACAAAAUAUGGCUUGAAUAGGUGAAGAGAGGAUUGGUUUGUCUUUUGCAAUUUGUUAAGAAGCAAAAUUCAGACUUGAUCAUAUUUAUGCUUUCUGCUCAGUAUAUUUAGUUUGAUACUUAUUCAAAGGAAGGCUAUGACUCACAUACUCAGAUCUCUUUGACAUGGCAAGCCAGGCAGACUUUGGACCUUGCAGUUGACAAACAGAUGCAAUCAUAAGGAUUUGCAGAAAGCAAGCAAGCAACAACCAGAAAAAGUUCAUUGCAGAAAGCGAUAUUAUCUUCAGAGCAGUCAAGAAUGACCUUAUAACACCCCAUGGAAGAAGCAUGAUUUGUGAGAAACUCAACGACUCUCUUCCCUAGUUGCGAUCCACGAGCCAUGGAAUCAACCACCACAUCCUCAAUGUGCCCUACUUUCCCACAAUUUCUGAUGAAUUUCCUCUCUAUGAACACGCUCCCGGUUGCGACGAUCUUCCCCGACCGGGAAUCCUCGAUCACGCAUAUCAGAUGGUCGUCGCCCAAUCUCGCGAGCUCCUCGAACCGGCCCUGGAAAUCUUUGUCGCUCACAGAAUCGCACACGGUUAAUUGCUUCAGCAGUUCGAUGAAGCCCUUGUCUUUGUCGGAAAGCUCUAGUUUUCUGAUCUGGUAAACUUCAGCCCCGCCGCCAUUAUUAAGAUCUUGCAUCUUUCUCUAACUGCAAAUAUAAUCAAUCUUAACAGUGGGAAUGCAGAAGGUUUGGCUUUACACUCACCUUAAAUAAUUAUGCAAAGAGACUUGGACAAUGGCAGCUCCAAAUCUACAGAAUUCUUAGCUUAUAGAAUAGAUGAGGACGUUAAGAAGCAAUUUGUUUGUAUAUAUGCUUUGGUGGAGAAAUUCAAGUUUCUUAAUUUCGUCAAACAAUACUAGGGAGAAUGUCAAUUUAUGCCCAUGGUCAAUUAUUAACGUAACUUCUCUGAACUAUUAGUAGUGUAAAUGUUGUCUCUUAAUUUGUUUCAUUUUUUUCCUUUUCUUCUCA
Molecule: messenger RNA, 3364 nt
Organism: Ipomoea triloba (trilobed morning glory)
Lineage: Eukaryota; Viridiplantae; Streptophyta; Magnoliopsida; Solanales; Convolvulaceae
Product: putative pentatricopeptide repeat-containing protein At3g08820
Exons: 3
Coding region: 21-2075 (684 amino acids)
Biological process (GO): RNA modification
Molecular function (GO): zinc ion binding; protein binding; RNA binding
Source: RefSeq, a predicted model, not a curated record